Neoarthrinium moseri is the source of this 9642-nucleotide messenger RNA. RefSeq lists its product as uncharacterized. Gene Ontology annotation, cellular component: membrane. Gene Ontology annotation, biological process: fermentation. The record is from RefSeq and is a predicted model, not a curated record. Bases 1 to 9642 code for a protein of 3213 amino acids. Lineage: Eukaryota; Fungi; Ascomycota; Sordariomycetes; Amphisphaeriales; Apiosporaceae. The transcript is spliced from 3 exons.
AUGGCCGACCUGGGCAGCGAGGACCAGAGCACGCGCUGGACCAACUUCAACCCCAGCUUCCUGGGCAUUCUGAUCGGCUGUGGUGUACUCGCCAUCUUCUUCCUCAAUUACUUUAACAGAGUAUUUGCGUCCUUCGUCUCGUAUCUGAUCCGACUCUACGUAUGGAACAAGCACAAGAUCUAUGUCGACAUCCAGGCUCUCCAGGUCUCCUUGCUGGCCGGCCGAAUCUUCUUCACUGGCUUUCGAUAUCACGGGAACAACGAGACCAUCUUGAUACAGAAUGGACACGUCACUUGGUCGUACUGGCUAUGGAGGGUUCGGGAUGUCGACCUUGGCUUCUCGAAGCCCAGCAAGCUCAGCAAGGAGGGGGAUUCGGAGAACACGUCUGACAAGAAGGACAAGGCCGCCAGGUUGCCAUGUCGGAUCAACAUUGCUGUCUCGGGUCUCGAGUGGUUUGUUUACAACCGCAGUCCUGUCUAUGACUCCAUUCUGGCCGGAAUGGCCGAUCCGGUCACGUUAGAUGAGAAAACCACCGAGAAGGCCGACCACGACCAACAGCCACGGCAUCGGUUGCAGAAGGCCUCGCAAAAGGUCGAGGAGCAGCUCAACAAACUGGAUUCCAAGGUUUCGGCCGAUAAACGAAGCUCCGAGACGUCCAAUGAGGAGAAACACUCUGCGGACGGGUAUGGACUCAGGUCCUCGCCAACAUCGCUGACAGAUGGUGAUGGGGAUACCUCUGCGGUCAACCAAGAGAUGCCCCUGAUGCUGCAACUUCUGCCCAUCCACUUUGAGUGCCAGAAAGCCGCUGUGGUCAUGGGAAACGAGAACACCAAGGCCGUACUGGUUAUCAAGUCCACCUCCCUAGACGGAGAGAUUGAUGCUUCGGGCUGUGAAACUGUUGACCCGUACAGACAAAUCUUCAAGAUCCGGUUUGAGCACCCAAUCCUCGAGAUGAAAGAGAAUAGCGAUUACAAGGAGGACCAGCUUGCUAGAGCGGCCAGGGAUAAGCAGACUGUCCUAAGUUCUGGACCCUUUGCCCCUCGGCAUUUUUUCAGGCGCCAUCGCCGAAAGGUGCUUGGUAGGUUACGUGACAUGGUGCCCUACUGGAGGCGAUCUGUCGAGUCCUUCUCGGUGCAUUCGAGAAAUGAACCAAUGCCAGCUGAUAGCCAGAUACCUGGCUCGAACCAUUGGCAGGGGCUUUCUCGCUACCUGAAUGAUGAUGACGAGGACGACAAGCUGCGUUGGUCUGCCGUUGAGUACGCUGCCAUCAAUACGAUCCUGGACAGCCCAGAAGCGGUUUUGACAAUAUUUUGGGAUGUGCCAGGCAAGGUGGCGAGGAGCCACUUCGAGUCAGAUAAUCCAUCCCAACCCAACAACAUCAAUGGCACAACGCCGCCAGCCUGGGCGAUCAACCUAGCCGUGAGUGGUGGCAUCAUUAACUAUGGUCCAUGGGCAGAUAGACAUCGAGCUGAGCUGCAAAGAAUAUUCAACCCGACCUUGAGUAAAGAUGCGGUCCCGGCAAAACCGCUUCAGCCUGGUCUUGAUCGGGUUCCGACGAAGUUCAAAUUUUUCUUGGAAAUUGACAAGGAGGUUACACUGAGAAUCCCUACCAGAGAGGACUCGAAAAACUGGCGAUGGAAGAAGGAGGUUACUGAAUUACGACAACACGAAAAGCACGAACGACGGAGAGGGAAAAGGGCCAACCAGGAAAAUCCUCCUAGCACAGCCGCCCAACAGCGACCUUUUGGGUGGCUUGAUAUCAAAGUCGGCCCAAAUGCUACAGUGUCCUACUCCAUGGAUAUGCAAGCAGGGCUCUCGGGAUAUAGCAAUACGCUGGACAUUGAGCUUCCUACAACUGAGGUCUCUACCAGCGUGAAUCAUGGGACACUGUGGAGAUCAGGCACGCAGCGCAUCUCGUGUGACAUGUCAGCCCCUCUGAAAUGGAACAGCCUCCGCAACUGGCGAUUUGACAUUGAAGGUGACGAGCUUGAGCUGUUCAUUCUCAGAGACCACAUAUUCUUGCUGAUUGAUCUCAUUGAUGACUGGGGGAGUGGGCCACCGCAGGAUUAUCUCCUCUUUGUGCCUUUCAAGUACCUGUUGAACCUCCGAUUCCGCGACUUGAAGCUUUAUCUGAACGUCAACGAUGUCAAUAUUGUCAACAAUCCAACCGAAUUCGAGGACAACACGUACCUGGUUCUUUCCAGCCCGAUGCUCAAAGCGGAGACUUGUAUAUCCCUGGAUACAUAUCGCCCAAGCAAGAAUGCGGUGCCGUUCAACGUUCAAGCCGACCUGCUGAACCUGGCUCUGCACCUUCCAACGUGGAACACUCAGGCUACAUUCCUAACGUCGAAGGAUAUCGGGCAAUUGGAAAAUCUUGCUCUUGACGGCAAAUACCACUACAAUUCGACAACGGCACCAGGCAAUACUGACACAUUAGUCCUCAACGUCACAGGACAGUCGCCUUUUUUCACUCUUUACGGCUUCCUUAUACGGUAUUUCCUGCAGCUCAAGGACAAUUAUUUCGGCGACCAUAUUCACUUUAAGACUCUGGAUGAGUACCAGGAAAUGUUGCGCCUGAAGGAGAGCAAUUCGGAGGCUGAGGCUGCGACACGACCUCCCAGCAAAAAAUCCAACGACUUGGACGUUAUGCUCAGCAUCAGAGCAGACGACCCAAAAGUUCUGCUGCCUGCCAAUCUCUAUUCAGCGAAGCGGCAUGUCACUAUCGAAUCAGCCGGCUUAGCUGCUGAUCUUCGCUUCACCAAUUAUUACAUGGACCUGGAUUUUGAUCUGAACCCUCUCAGUCUGUCCUUGGGCAAUGAUGACGACGGCAUGAUUAGUCCAUUGAGUGCCACGUCAAGCACUCAGAUGUACAUUGAUGGACUCGGAGUGUACGGCCAUCGUCUGUUUGGGCUGCCGCCUACCGAACCCACCUAUUUGUGCAACUGGGACUUUGGGGGCAAAGCCUUCGGCUUUUCGCUUGACGACGACGAGAAUGCACUCAUCCCAUAUUCUUCCGUGGUCAUGUACGAUGUUACAUUCCUCCGGGUCUACGUCGAGUCGAUCCAGUUAUGGUUGCAUGUCGAAGAAGCCGCAUUUCUCUUCUCCACCGGGAAGAUCAACGUAGAGUUCAACGACUGGGCCAGGACCCAUUACUCAAAGCGAGCCAACAUUGGUAUUCCAGAUUUGCAGAUAGCAUGUGUCGACUCCGAGUCCGCAGCGAGACACAAAUCGAGACUGCAUGGCAAAGUGGAAACCGAAGCCCUUCUCAAGACGAGCAUCCAAUUUGCGCUAAUCGGCAGGAAGCCGGAUUUUACUGAAGCGAGAAAGAUGCAGCAAGAACUCGUGCGUCGAGAAGAUCAACGUACUCAUCGCACCGAGUUCCUUCUGCUUCCCGAAAUGCUCGAUCCACUUGCACCCGAUGCCGUCGAUGAGCUUGCCCAAAGUGUCCCUAUGGUGCCUCAACCCAUCAGCCUUGGGCACGAUCAAGACGAUGCUGAGAAGAGAACUAUUUCGACGCUGGGAUCGUCACACCGGUCUGAGCCUUUGCGAAGCAAAAGCUCCUUCUUGUCACUCGGGGCUGAAAGCACGAGCAGUGUGCGCCGGCCUGCCUCCAUCAAAUCUUCACGAAUGGCACAAGCCCGGGAUGGACGCCCUAUCCUGCCCCAUAGAGAGUACUCGGCUUCUACAGGACGCCACUCCGCGUUUUACAGUGCACCUACUGACCACAACGAUAGAAGAGAGUUAUUGCACAAUACUGUUACUUUCUCCAGCCAAUUCUUUGCCCCUUAUUUCCCGCUUGAGAAUAUACGCCCCGAGACAAAAGAAGCAACCUUGCGAAGCAUAGAAGCGGAAGGCGACGCAGCCCCAGAAACCUCGCAAUUUGGACUCGACGAUGUAUCCCCCGACAUUUUCAGUGAAGGCUCGGCGUACACCAGUUUUCUCGUUGAGUUGCCUUCUGGCGUGACUGCAUUUCUAAACGCGACUUCUCUGCAGCACAUUGCCUCACUAUUGAACGCAUUACAACCUACAGAUCCUCAGGACAUCCUAGACGAUUUGCAAAUUGGGGCGAUGUCAAAAAUUUUUGGUUCCGAAAAACAGAGAAAAAUGAAAGCGGACAUUGAUGAGUUUGUUAUUCGAAUACCGCAUGCUAAUUUGCGUUUUCUGAACUGUUCCGAGCUCGACUCACCAGAACCUCAACAUGCAGAGCAGGACCAGUACGAUAUAGCUAUCACCAAUUUGGCUCUGGCUGCUCGAUCAGAGAAACGUACGCCACAAGCAGGUGAAGUUUCUGGCAAAACACGAGCGUCAUUCCAUUUCAGGAUGGAUUCGGCUGAAAUAACAGCAGCCGAGCGCUUCGCAGACAUGGACCACACUCAUGCAGCCGUCAAAGCCAACGUGGAACAAGUAAUGCUAUCUAUGGGCUCUCGAGAUGUUACAUACAUCGACGGCGACAUCCGUACUGUGCGAUCAACAUUGUCUUCAAGCAAGAUUGAGUACCUUGCUGCACUGAUACACAGGACGAAUGUUCUCGCCUCUGACAUGGGCGAACUAUUCUCCGCCACUUUAUCUAGAGGAGACCGACGCCUAAAGCAUUUCACUUACAGCUUGAUGGCCGACAGUCACUUGACGAAGGAUCCAUCUUUCAUAGUAAGGCCAUCCGCCAUUCUGAGGGCGGCCACGGAGCAUCUCAGGACACAAGACUCGUGGAAGCUGGUUUCCAGAAUGCGGCAAGUCUGGAAUACUCGAUCUCAUGAAGACAAGGAGCAACUCAGUCUAAGUUGCGUGAGCACAGAUCUGGCGUAUCCUGAGGAUGUGAAACAGAAAGUAACCCAAGCGUUUUCAAAAUGGCGUAGUUGGGAUCUGGAAGACACCGAUAAAUCUGCGUUGAUCAGCAACAUAUUCGGGAAACCCAUUGAGCUGGAUAACGCAACGUCGGACCACACCCCCGUCAUGGCCGUUCUUCGCUUACAGGAGGCUGCCUUCGUACUCGACCCCGGCCCCAAGCAGAAUCAGCUGUACGCCAUGGAUAUCACCAUCAGACUGCAGUCUCAGGAAACCCAGCUGGUGGAAACGCAAAACGCAACUGGCAAGGUCGAGGGUCCUCUAAUGAUAGUGAACAUGUAUUGCGCCCAGGCUGGCAUCAACCUCAAUUGGGAACUGCUGGAGCUCACGGAAGAUAUUCUGCGGUUCUAUCAUCAAGCACGCCCCCAAACAACAGACCUCAAAACGAAGAAUGUUCGGGAGGAUCGAGCAGAACCCAUAGUACCUGAGCGACCCAUGUCAUUUCAUUUUGUGCUCGCUCUUGACCAAGGGUCUGUGGUACUUGAGACUGUCAACCUGAAGUCAGACACUCAAAGUGAGGAUUUGACGAUCUCCGUGCUGAUGGCAAGGAGACCUGGCCUUACAGAUACAAAUGCGGUUCUUGCAUGUGAUACUGUUACCACCAAGCUUCGAAGUCACCAACAACCUCUAUCCACCCUGCGGCUGCGAGGACCUAGUGUCUUCAUCUCUCACGAAUUACAGCUCGUCAAUCAAACCUCAGUCCAUACUAUUAAAGCCACAGCAAGCAGUCAGGACCUGAAGCUAGCUGUAAAACAAGAUCCAAUCGUCCUAACGGAAGUCUUGGAUACGAUUGUUCGUGAUGAGGUUGCACAGCUUUACCAACUGAAGAAGCAUUUCCCUGCAGCUCCAAAACCUCAAUCCCCGAAGCCGAAGAUAACGGAACGACUAUCCUCGUUUCGGGUCAAUCUCGCCAUGUUCCUGAACACUUACACUAUAAGCCUGCCGCUCCUCCGAUCCCUCACAUACACGGUCAAAGGCGUUGUAGCAAGAGCAGCCAUGGCGGCCAACUUUGGCAAGGAGGUCAUAUUUGACUUCGACAUCAAGGAAAACUCCCAUGACAUUCAGAUAAAAGUCAACAACGCGCCUCGGAGUAUUUCUCUACUCCAGAUUCCACCCACAAAUGGCCGGAUCACUAGCCAGAUGGGGCAGGGAGAGCAUGCUGUCUCAGUCUUUGCGUCUGUUGAACUGGUGCAGUUAGAUGCCUCGGCGGUCUAUAGCCUUCUCACAGCACUCAAUCGGCCCGAAAUGUCAAAUGCAAUCAAUGAUCUGCAGCAACAAGGCAAAGUCAUCCAGGAGCAUGUCGAGGAGAUAUUCGGUCCACCAGAUCAGGCCCGGGAGAAGAAUGCCGCUGCAAGUGGAGAGAAGUUGGUGUAUACCGUACACACCACAUUGGCAGGCAUUGAGAUCUUUGGGCAGGCUCCUAUCAAAUCCGACAUUGAACCCAGGGCGCACUUGUCGUUCUGUCUGGCAAGUGUACAUUUCGAGCUUGCUAAUCGAUUGGAGCCUCACGGACCAGUUCUCGAGAACCCCGAAGUUCACGUCAAUCUUCGCCAGAUCACAUUUGAUAUUCAGAAAGGUGCCGAUGAGAAGUCUAUGCGGACGUGUGGCAACUUGGCUUUCAGCGCUCUGGUUACCGCCACUACUAAACAAAUGGACGACGGGUCUGACCGAAGGUCGUUUGAUUUCAAAAGCAAUGGUUUCGAAGUAAAUCUAUCAUCCGAUACUGUCUCCACGUUUGUGGAUGUGGUGGGUUACAUGGGGGACAAGAUAAAAGACCUCGACACUACGAGAGAGAUUGAGUACUUGCAGAAACGGCUGCGGCAAUCCCGACCUCGCAUCGCGAUUAACGACCAAGAGGAAGAGGAAGAAGAUGACGCCAACAGCGAUAUAUUUGAUUCGUUCUUCGCGUCAAUCACGUACUCUUUCGAGAUCAGCGACAUUCAACUAUGCUGGCUCGUCGCCCCCGACUCUGAAUAUGUUGCGGCCGGGCAAGAAGACCUCGUUCUGUCCUUUCAGAGAAUCGAGUUCGCCAGUCGAAAGCAAAAUGCCGCGAAGCUUACUAUCGAGAACUUCCAGCUGCAAAUGGUCCCCCCAGGACAAGAGAGGAUUCUUCGGUCUCACAACUCGGCACUUCUUCCCGAGAUCAUAUUCAAUGUUGCCUUCGUCUCUACCUUGGAUACCCGCCGUCUUGCCUUCCAAGCCGUUGGGAAGUCGCUAGAUCUACGCCUCACAUCUGGCUUUAUCAUCCCUGCGUCCAACCUCUCUGAUUCGAUCGGACUUUCCAUCAAAAAUGUACAGCAAGCGUCGUCAAACUGGACACCUCUUGUCGCCACUGAUAAGCCGGCUGACACGCCCAUCAAAACUCGCCAGCGUUCAUUCUUCGGAAGCAAAAGGCUGGAGUCUUGCUUGGUUGAUGCCGAUUUCGCUGGAGCUGUGGUCUACCUAUCCGGCAGGAGACAAGUGGAAGGGCCAGAGAGUCUGAUAGCAACGCGGACAACGCGACCUACCUUGGCUGGUAAAUAUGGGCAAUUCAGCGCCGACGAAUCUAGUAGCAGCACCGUUCUCAAGUCGCCUGGCCUUGCCUGGAAGACAGAGUAUCGGGAUGAUGGCAAGGAGGAUCCCGCCUUUUAUGGAGAGAUCAAGAUUGACGCGUCACGCAACAUUCUAUAUCCGACUGUCGUGCCAUUAAUCAUGGAUAUCACAUCUAGCAUCAAAGAAGUAGUCAGUGAUCAUGACAAGCAACCACCCACGCCAAGUACACCAGCGAGCAAAAGCAGUCACGCUUCCAACAGCAAGCCUGCUGAGGAAGAGAAUCUCCUCACUGCUGAUCCAAGCGCAGUUUUGGGGCGAACGAAGUUGAACCUUGGAUUGCGCAUUUGCAAACAGGAGUUCACACUUAGCUGUCAACCAAUCGCCAGAGUUGCUGCGACUGCUUGUUUCGAGGACAUAUACAUUACUGUCAACACAGUGCAUUCAGUUGACCACGGAAACUUCUUUGCCAUCUCCGGUGCUUUCACCAACCUGCAGACUUCUGUACAACACGUGUACUCGAGGGAGCAUACCGGACGCUUUGAGGUCGACUCUAUUGUUCUGUCGCUGAUGAACAGUAAGCAUGUCAGUGGCACAAGUGGUCUAUCUGCCAUCCUCAAAGUUAGUCCUGUAAAGGUUGACAUCAACGCCAAGCAGCUACAGGACUUUUUGCUUUUCCGUGAAAUCUGGAUACCACGAGAAGUACGUCAAGCCUCUGCAGCACCAGUCUCCACCCCCUCGGCAGAGUCUACGCAGGGACAUCUCGUCCAGCGAUAUCAACAAGUUGCCGCUACCGCCGCGUUCCCAUGGACUGCUACGAUCUCCUUCGCUGCCCUGGAUGUUAAUGUCGACCUGGGACAGUCACUUGGCAAAUCUGUUUUUGCCAUUUCAGACUUCUGGAUCUCGUCCAAGAAAACAUCAGACUGGGAACAGAACCUUUGUCUCGGGUUCCAGAAAAUCAGCGUUGACUGCAUUGGCCGCCUGAGCGGUUUCGUGGCGCUACAGAAUUUCAAACUCCGCACAUCCAUAGAGUGGCCAGAGCGAGAAGCUGCUCUAAACGAGACGCCACGGAUCCAGGCUUCUAUCGGGUUUAGUCAAUUUAGACUGAAGGCUGCGUUUGACUACCAGGCAUUCUUGGUCGCCGACAUCACGUCAAUGGAGUUUCUCAUGUACAAUGUACGUCGGCGCAGAGAGGGCAGCGGUGAUAGGCUCGUGGCAAGCUUUGACGGCGAAGCUGUACAGGUCUUUGGUAUAACCACCUCGGCAGCUUCAGCUGUUGCACUUUGGCAAGCUGUGCAAAGGCUCAUCCAAGAACGAAAGGCCAACUACGAGUCUUCACUGCGGGACAUAGAAAAAUUCAUGAAGCGCAGGUCUCUCACGGCCCCGGGAACUUUGGCGCAUCCCAGCCCUAGUAAGCCAGACCACGGCGUGCCGGUAGCAAGGUCGCCGAUCUCCCUUGACACGGAUGUCGUUGUCACUCUUAAGGCCCUCAACCUAGGUGUCUUCCCUAGUACGUUCUCAGAUAAUCAGGUCUUCAAGCUCGAGGCCCUCAACGCGCAAGCCCGGUUUGCUGCGUCUAUGGAACAGCGCCGCAUCCACAGUAUCUUAGGCUUGACACUCGGACAAUUGCGAAUCGGCCUCGCUGGUGUCAGGCGCGUCUCAGCGCCUAAGGCUGUCUCUGAGAUAUCAGUUGAGGACGUGGCGGCGUCUGCUACCGGUUCUCGUGGUGGCACAAUCCUCAAAGUCCCCAAAGUAGAGGCCAUCAUGCAGACAUGGCAGAUGCCCGAGGCCCGUAGCAUCGACUACAUAUUCAAGUCGGCUUUCGAAGGCAAAGUCGAGGUUGGCUGGAACUACUCCCGUAUCAGCUACAUCCGCGGGAUGGUGGCCAACCACUCCAAAUCACUCGCGGCGGUGUGGGGCCGCGAGCUGCCAGAGAUGUCUGCCAUCAAAGUCACUGGUGUUCCAGACGCGCCUGCUGACGACAGCAAAGAAGGCGGCGCCGGCGGUGAUGAGCACAAAAAGAAGGAGCAGCAGAAGAUUACAGCCGAAGUCAACGUUCCGCAGUCCAAGUACGAGUACGUCGCACUCGAGCCGCCCAUCAUCGAGACCCCCCAACUCAGGGACAUGGGCGAGGCCACGCCGCCCCUGGAGUGGAUCGGACUGCAUCGCGACAGACUGCCGAACCUGACGCACCAGAUCGUCAUCGUGAGUCUUCUGGAGCUGGCGGGCGAGGUCGAGGAUGCCUACGAGCGGAUUUUAGGAUCUUCCUAA